UGGCGUUGAAGUAUGCGCCGGAUACUGCGAGAGCUGUGGUGCGCGCACGAUUAUUUCCCAGCAUUCCUUUCGCUCUCGUCCUCUUUCCCUUUCGGUGACAAUGUCCAAGAGAGGACGUGGUGGGUCAUCGGGAGCCAAGUUCCGUAUUUCCCUGGGUCUCCCAGUGGGAGCGGUCAUCAACUGCGCUGACAACACGGGUGCCAAGAACCUGUACAUCAUAUCAGUCAAAGGCAUCAAGGGUCGACUGAAUAGGCUCCCUGCCGCUGGUGUGGGCGACAUGGUCAUGGCCACAGUGAAGAAAGGGAAGCCAGAGCUCAGGAAAAAGGUGCAUCCUGCAGUGGUGAUACGACAGCGGAAGUCGUAUCGACGAAAAGAUGGCGUUUUUCUAUACUUUGAAGACAAUGCUGGGGUCAUAGUGAAUAACAAAGGAGAAAUGAAAGGCUCAGGUAUCACAGGCCCCGUCGCCAAGGAAUGCGCAGACCUGUGGCCCAGGAUAGCUUCCAAUGCUGGUAGUAUUGCCUGAGCUCAAAUGUGGCUUGUUUUUCAAUAAAAUCCAGGAAAAAGUU
This is a messenger RNA of Carassius auratus (goldfish), 566 nucleotides long. RefSeq names its product ribosomal protein L23 (gene rpl23). Gene Ontology annotation, cellular component: ribosome; cytosolic large ribosomal subunit. Gene Ontology annotation, biological process: translation. NCBI's taxonomy places the organism in Eukaryota, Metazoa, Chordata, Actinopteri, Cypriniformes, Cyprinidae. The transcript is spliced from 5 exons. Gene Ontology annotation, molecular function: large ribosomal subunit rRNA binding; structural constituent of ribosome. The record is from RefSeq and is a predicted model, not a curated record. The coding region runs from base 101 to 523 and encodes 140 amino acids.